GACGCUCGCGAGACUAGAGAGUGGGCGGCACCAACGGCUGGUUGUCGCCGAAUGCAGCUUCUGUGAGGAAAACAGACUUUAAGCUACCGUUGGUCUGGUUGUUGGGGACGAGCGGCUCGGAGGGAGUCGAGGAGACCCCUCGCUCCCCAACCCACAGACUUACUACCCCUGCCCGUGCCCCCGGAGACCCGGACCCUUCCCACUGCCCGAAGUUCCGUGAGGAAACCGAGGCGUCACAGGUGAUGGCGGAGACGGGCGAGGAGAGCUUGGCGCCCGUCACGCAGCCACAGCUCCAGCUUCCAGAGGAGCGGGGCGCACCCCAGGCUGCUCCCCCAGAUCCGAGCUGUGCCCGUGCUACCCAGCCCCGAGACGGUGAGGACUGCGGAGCAGGGCAGGAGCAAGCUCCGCCCCCCGCGGAGGGCUUGGAAACCGCGUCCAAGGCCCUGGCAACGGGCGGCAGCCUGGGAAAUGGCGGUCGCCGGGGAGAGCUGCACGGUCCUGGGGGGAAGAAAGCCAUGGAAGCAGGAGGCGCGGAGAAGUUGGGGUCCGAGGCGAUGGCAGAGGCGAAGGCUGAGGACGUGAAGACCGAAGAGGGCCCCGCCUCCUCAGUCCCAGUGCUGGAGGAGGUGGCGGGGAAGGAAGGAGCCCAGGCGGUGGAGGCAAUGGACCAGCAGAUGGAGGUGGAGGAACAGCCAGUGGGUGAAGAAAUAGAAAUGGUGGAGAAUAGGGUGGUGGUAGAGGAGGAGAGGGCGCGAGCCGGUUACCGGCCCCUUCGUCUGGAUCUCCGCAUGAACCCGCUGGAGGCCAUCCAGCUGGAACUGGACACUGUGAACGCUCAGGCUGACCGGGCUUUUCAGCAACUAGAGCAUAAGUUCGGGCGAAUGCGUCGACACUACCUGGAGCGGAGAAACUACAUUAUUCAGAACAUCCCGGGCUUCUGGGUCACUGCCUUUCGGAACCACCCCCAGCUGGCCCCCAUGAUUAGGGGCCAGGAUGCAGAGAUGUUACGAUACAUAACCAACUUGGAGGUGAAGGAGCUCAGACACCCUCGAACAGGCUGCAAGUUCAAGUUCUUCUUUAGAAGAAACCCCUACUUUCGAAACAAGCUGAUCGUCAAGGAAUAUGAGGUCAGAGCCUCUGGCCGAGUGGUGUCUCUCUCCACUCCAAUCAUAUGGCGCCGGGGUCAUGAACCUCAGUCCUUCAUUCGCAGGAACCAAGAGGUGGUCUGCAAUUUCUUCACCUGGUUUUCAGACCACAGCCUUCCAGAGUCUGACAGAAUUGCUGAGAUCAUUAAAGAGGACCUGUGGCCAAAUCCACUGCAGUACUACCUGCUGCGUGAAGGAGUCCGCAGAGUCAGACGUCGCCCAAUAAGGGAGCCAGUGGAGAUCCCUAGGCCUUUUGGAUUCCAGUCUGGUUAAACUUUGCCUUUGGGAAUGCUCCUGCACAGCGUCCCCUUUUGCGUCUUGCUGGACCUGUGCUUGGGCAACAGAAAUGGGUAUGCCUUCCACUUUUUUUUCCCCUCUGACAAUUCUGCAGCCUUUUUCUUCUGAACAGUCUUUUCUUUCAACCUCAAGAUUGAGACCAUCAUGGCCAUCUUUCUCCACUUCCACAUGGCCUUGAUGCAGUUUUGCAUUGAUAUCACAUUCUGCGUGGACAUGAUUUACACCACUCAUAAGCCAAGCAAGUGAAGCUGUAAAAUGCACUGUCUUUAUCCGCACUGUUUGGACCCUGUUUGUUCCUCCAGCUUCCAAUCUGGCUUUUACACCUGGAAUUCUAGCUUUGGGUAGGAGCCUGUUCUACCCACUUUGCUUUGCAGUACAGGCAUAUGUAUAGCCUGUGGACAGUUGCUGAGCAUUAGUGACAUCAACUGAGAACAGCAGUGGGCCUCUUGGCUUGUGUGAUUUAUGUGACUCCAUUGCUCUUGCACCUCUGGCCACCUAUUGCUUCUUGCUACUGGCUCUGCCCUGGGCUGCCACGUACUGGAUGAACCUCUUCUGGACCAUUGUCAACCCCUCUCUCAUCUCUGGUAAACAAUCUCCAGAACUGAUGAUGAACCCAGGUUUAUUGCCAGCACACAAAAGACCCUUCCAUUCUUCUCCCCAAAAGACCUCUAUUCCUCACCUCCUCUCUUCCCUUUAUUCCCAUUAUCCAGGACCCUACUGUUGUUGGGCAAGGGGUUGUGAUGACAAGCUAGACCUGUCCUUAUGGCAGAAGUAAGGGUGGUAUCUGUUCAAAGUACCAGGCAUUCUCAGCCCCAACUAGUGAAUUCACACAAAACCUAGGUACCUCUUUGUGCCUCCUUUUUCAUCCAGAACAUGAUUAAGUGCCAGGAUAGCAGUACACUUUAUCCAUGCUCUUCUGUCUCUUAAAAGAAGUGAUAGCUCAUAAAAAUCUGUAAAAUGAAGUAUUUUAGUUUAAUUUGGUUCUUUCCAUUAUUUCGAGGAACAGGUUGUCUGUAGUAUAGACUGCCAGAACUCUCCUUUCCCUCUGCUCUCUUCCCUGUCCUCCACCCCUUUUAACAACACCUAGAAUAUUUAAAGGUAGACAGAUGGAGUGAAAGUGAUAUCUAGGUCAUAAUGGAUAGAAGAACUAAGGAGACUGUGAUGGGUACCAAAGGAGGGAAAACCAAAGAACACAAGUAAAAAUGAGCCAGGUAAAAAAUUGGGCCAAAAAUUAAGACUGACUGACUGAGAGCCAUCAAGGGAAUUUUGUCACUGGUAUUGGGAGGAGAAAUCUUUUUCUCAGGAUUAACAUGGGAGAAUUGAAGGGCCCGAAUGUUAAAUUGCGUAGAGAAGAGUUCUUUAAACAAACACAAAAUAACUUUGGGUACUCUCCUCUCUUGUUUUCAUUUGACUUAAUUUAUAAGGAAGAUUAAUAAUUUGUCUCUUAUUUCACUUGUGUAUGGUAAAAUCCUGCUAUUUUCCCUGAUUUCUGCUGAGAAAAUUGAGCUAUAUAGGCUUCCUUUUGCUUUCAGUUGGAAACAUUUGGAAAAAUAACAGUCUUAUUUUCCUGUACAGUAUAGAGACUUUAACUGAAUAUGCCUAAUGAUUUUCAACUUAUUUCUGUUAAAAAGUGUAUCCUUAGAAAUAUAAUUUGAAAAACUUGUCGUAUUUUUAGGACUUUGGAAACUGUUGUCAUGGAAAAAUAACUCACUAAAAAUGUGUGGCUUAAUUGUCUUACCUGAUACUUUGCCCUGUUAGCAACUUAGUAAUUGAUGUGUCCCUUUUCCUAAAUAGUCUAAAUACUUGUGAGAUGGCUCUGUCAAGUUGAAAGUACAUCGUUGGUAUAUUUGUCUUUCCUUAUAUGCAUGAUGGUAAAAUAAAAAGCAUGUUACUCUACUAGAUUUCUUAUUCCUCACCCUGCGCAUAAAAAUUAUUCUAGGUGACAGCAGAUUGUGCAAUUAUUAAAGUUCUUAAAUGGAUGUAGUAGGUGUUAUCCCAAAGGUAAGAAAAUGAGGAACACUGCUACUGUACCCUCCGAGGUGGGGAGGGUUAUUGCUGCUGUUGUUUUGCUUUAAAGUGUUGACAACUGCAACUGAUUACACAUAAUGUCACUCCCCUCCACUUUCCCCCCAAAUAAACAGCUCAUGCAGCAUCAUCCUCCCCCCUUUACUUCCUUAAAGGCUCCAUUUUUAUUUCUAUAAAUCAUAUUCUCAGGUCAUUUAGGCUCUUUUUUUAAUUCACUUUGUGCAUUUAAUAAGCAAACAGUUCUUAUACGUGAUAAACUUUUCUAUCUUCAUACUUUCUCAAUGGUAGAAACUUGUUUUCUUCAAACCUCACCAUCUUCUUUCUGUGUCAGAUCCUUUAAGGCCUGUCAUAGAUAACUUUUCUGCCUUACAGUUUUCCUGUUCUUAGGGAAGAUGAAAUAUUUCUUUAUGUACUUGGUAGGGACCUCUGAUCUAGAAAAUAACAUACAAUAAUUCAUUAUGGUGAAUUUCUCAGAUAUUAAGACAUUUCAUCAGGCCCUGGGAAGAUAAGGACCAGAAGUCCAUUCCCUUUGUUGUUAAAAAAUUGGAGAAAAAGACACAGUGAUACAGUAAAAUAAAAUACAGAGAGAAACUCUCACAUGUUUUUCACUCUCCCUUUCUUUCUAGUUUGAAAGCUUUGUGAAAGCAGAGAUGGGAUGUCUUUUACUUUUCUUUAGUGCACUUAGCAUAAUGUUUUGCAGAUGGUUGUCACCAGAUAUUUAUUGAAUGAUGAGUAAUUCAAAUGGAAAGAUAACCUAGUACCCAGAAAAGGCUUUUGAUGGGAUAAUGAAAAGUUUUCAAGGCCAUUUGUAAAACUGAUGUCAAGAAACUAGCAAAGCCUCUCAAAAGAAAAUUUCUUGUUUAAAUAAUUAGAAAAAAUCGAAACACUAACAUUUAACCUUUCACUUGCUAUUUUAACAGGGUAUUAUUACUUUGGAUUCACUUUUAUGUGCUUUGUUUUUGUACAUUUUAAGAUGACUAUUACACUGGAGAUAGAAAGGGCUUAGACUAUAGCCAUGUUCUAAUACAGUAGGUACUUGCCACCAAUGGCUAUUGAGCACUUGAAAUGUGGUUUGUACAAACAGCUCUGCAUACUUCAAAGAUUUAGUAUGGAAAAAUAAAGUAUCUCAGUUUUUUACAUG
Molecule: messenger RNA, 4608 nt
Organism: Phacochoerus africanus (Common warthog)
Lineage: Eukaryota; Metazoa; Chordata; Mammalia; Artiodactyla; Suidae
Gene: TSPYL1
Product: TSPY like 1
Exons: 1
Coding region: 243-1418 (391 amino acids)
Biological process (GO): nucleosome assembly
Cellular component (GO): nucleus; chromatin
Molecular function (GO): histone binding; chromatin binding
Source: RefSeq, a predicted model, not a curated record